UCAGUUUCACUCUAGCUGCGAACGAAGUUAAAAGCUUGCGGAUUUUAAUAAAGAUGGGCAGUAACUGGUAUCCAAUAUUGAUUGUAACCUGUUUAAGUCGGUUUGGAUUAGCUCAAGAACCUCUUAUAUUUCAAACAUCGAACAACCCAUUGGACAGUGCUGCUCUAACAACGCCAAGCCCGAUUUUCUCCGCCAGUUCCAACUUAGUAUUGGUCAACAAUGUAAGGAUACCUGGUGCUAUCACACCAUUCGUAUCAGCACCGGCCCCGAGCCAGGAAUUUCUGAACUGCUUUGGUAGUUGCCCCACGACAUCGCAGUAUAGUCCCAUAUGUGGCAGUAAUAUGCAGCAAUAUAUGAACGAGCAGAAAUUCAAUUGCGCCCGUUUCUGUGGUGCAGACAUACAAAUAGUACGACGAGGAAGCUGCGAGGGUCUUUUUGCGAUGACUCGCGGCUGAUAUUCUUCAGACAACAACUAAUCCCAGUUUAACUUACAAAAUGUAUACAUAUGUAUUCUAAUACAUCGAACUCAGAGAUGUUUCCGUCAAAACAAAAUUUUUUCCGUGGAGUUCCCAAUUCAUGAAAAUUUGAUAAGAACAAAGAGAGAUGAGAAACUGUAUAUAGACGCCACAAAUAUAGGUAUAUAGAGAAAAUAUAUGUGUAUACGUACUUCUGGAAAAAGCAAUCUUGAUAACGUUGGUUGACGCACUUGCACAGAGUGUCGGAGUAGAUUAUAUAGACAGUUCCGGUCUGAAUUUUGAAGAGAAUACACGAUGUUGUCGACGUAUCACUUGGCCGUAAUCACGGGUAUAUUACACAUACACAUAUUUGAACCCGUGUGAAAGUUCCCCAUAACUUACCGUUCGAUUUCCAUUAAGCUGUGCUUUUUGGGUUUCUGCAAUUCCAGGGUAUCGUAGUAGCCAGAGUUACUGCCCCAGUAUAUCGUCGUCCAAACGCCACAUUUACGCCCGCCCGCACCCAUAACGGUGGUUACAAUCACUCGAC
Messenger RNA from Drosophila subpulchrella, 1002 nucleotides. RefSeq lists its product as uncharacterized. Bases 54 to 455 code for a protein of 133 amino acids. NCBI's taxonomy places the organism in Eukaryota, Metazoa, Arthropoda, Insecta, Diptera, Drosophilidae. Gene Ontology annotation, molecular function: protein binding; serine-type endopeptidase inhibitor activity. The transcript is spliced from 2 exons. The record is from RefSeq and is a predicted model, not a curated record.